Lacerta agilis (Sand lizard) is the source of this 1605-nucleotide messenger RNA. RefSeq names its product protein phosphatase, Mg2+/Mn2+ dependent 1F (gene PPM1F). Gene Ontology annotation, molecular function: cation binding; protein serine/threonine phosphatase activity. Gene Ontology annotation, cellular component: cytosol. The record is from RefSeq and is a predicted model, not a curated record. NCBI's taxonomy places the organism in Eukaryota, Metazoa, Chordata, Lepidosauria, Squamata, Lacertidae. The coding region runs from base 16 to 1323 and encodes 435 amino acids. The transcript has 7 exons. Gene Ontology annotation, biological process: protein dephosphorylation; negative regulation of protein kinase activity.
UCGCGCGUGGAGGCUAUGUCCUGGCCGGAGGCGGCGCGGGGCUUCUUGGGGACCCUCCUGAGGGACUUCCCGAGGCCGCUGGGCCCGGACGACGCGCCGCCCUGGAGCCCUGCGCCGGGUCGCCUGGGCUCCCUCAGCCAGGCCGAAGCGCCGGCGGAACUGGCUGAGUUGGCCCGGACCUUCUUGUGCAGCAGGAAUGCACCGCCACUCCUUGCAGCAUCUUUGAUUCAUGCUGCCAUCCACGAUAUUUUGCAGACGGAUCUUAACGAGUUUAAAAAGCAGAAUGUGGAAGGGGAGGAAGCUGGAGAUCACGAGACGGAGCCCUUGCUGGAUGGAGGCCCUUUGCAGCGCUGCUUCUUCAACAAACUCUGGGAUGUUUGCUGCAAAUGGCAGGAGCAGCCUCCACCGCCGCAGAAGCCGCUUCAUCGCUACCUCCAAGUUUCCAUCCAUGCAACCCGUAAUACCCGCCGGAAAAUGGAGGACAGGCAUGUUUCCCUCCCAGAAUUUAAUCAGCUGUUUGGCUUGACGGAUGACGUGGACCGAGCGUACUUCGCCGUGUUUGAUGGUCAUGGAGGAAUAGAUGCGGCUAACUAUGCAGCUGCUCACUUGCACGUAAAUGUGGCACAUCACAAAGACAUUCUGAAAAACCCGGUGGAGGCCUUGAGGGAAUCUUUCCAGAAAACAGAUGAAAUGUUCCUCGCUAAAGCCAGGAGAGAGAAGCUGCGCAACGGUAGCACAGGUGUGGCUGCCUUGAUUGUUGGGAGCAAGUUACAUAUAGCUUGGCUUGGCGACUCACAGGUAAUGCUAGUCCGGCAAGGGAAAGCUAUAACCCUGAUGGAACCUCACAAGCCAGAGAGAGAGGAUGAGAGAGAACGCAUAGAAGCCUUAGGUGGUUGCCUUAUGUACAUGGACUGCUGGCGUGUCAAUGGAACCCUGGCUGUUUCCAGAGCUAUCGGCGACCCACUCCAAAAGCCUUAUAUCUCCGGUUGUGCAGAUAGUGCAUCGUUUGAGCUAACUGGUGCCGAAGAUUACGUGCUUCUCGCUUGCGACGGAUUCUUUGACACCAUCCAACCUUUUGAGGUGGUGGACCAUGUUCUAGAGCACUUAAUGCAAAACAAAGGGGAUGGCCUCAAGACUGCGGAGAGGCUGGUGGCGGCCGCAAAGGAAAGUGGUUCCAGUGACAACAUCACUGUCCUGGUGGUGUUUCUAAGGGAGCCCAAAGACAUCAUGUCCGACUGCCUCAGAGACCCUAGAAGCUGCUCUGCUGAUGACUGCACAGGGAACCCACUUCUUAACUUUUUCAGCUCCGAGAAGAACCAUUGAAAUGGAAGACGAAAGAGUGACUAUCAAAUGCAAACGUAAGCAAGUUUAAAGGGGGGGAUCCUUUUACCACUGGAAAAUGAAAGCGAUUGUGUGGCAGACGAGAUGCAAGAACUUAAGUAUUUCAAAACCCAGGGUUGUCUUCAACUAAGCUGCUCAAGAGUAGGCCCUUUAGAAAUCAAUGGACCUAAACUAGUCAUGCCUAUGGAUUUCAAUGGGUCUGGUCUAUGAUUCUCCCAUAACUCUGGCCUGUGUCUGGAUUGUACCAUUCUAGAUUGCAGCUUC